GUAUUAUUGGACGAUAUAUCCACCCAUUUUUUGUCUAAAAGUAAUUCAUUUAUUUUCUUCCAUUUUCAGCAGUUUUUUGUGUUAUUUUUGUACUACUAGUGAUAUCUAAUAAACAAUAACAAUGUCCGCACAAGACAAUGUGACCACCCCCGAGGAAUUCGUAGAACACGAAAACGAAAGCAGUUACAAGCCUCCACCAGAGAAAACCAUCGAAGAAAUUCUACAGAUCGAUCAGGAGGAUGAAAGUUUGAGGAAAUACAAAGAGGCCUUACUCGGUCAAGCACAAACUGGACCUGUUGUAGUGGAACCAGACAACCCAAAGAAAGUUAUAGUGAAAAGACUGGUGCUAGUAGCGGCCGAUAGACCCGAAUUGGCCCUAGAUCUUACUGGUGAUUUGUCAAAGCUCAAAAAAGAAACGUUCACCAUUAAAGAGGGAGUUUCAUACAAAAUCAGGAUUGAAUUUCUUGUCCAAAGAGAAAUCGUACACGGAUUGAAGUAUGUUCAGAAGACGAGUAAAAUGGGAAUUACUGUCGAUAAAAUGACACACAUGGUUGGAUCCUUCGCUCCCAAGACUGAAAUACAAUCCUACACCACUGCUGCCGAGGACGCGCCCUCGGGAAUGGUUGCAAGAGGAACGUACACAGUCCAUUCGUUAUUUACAGAUGACGACAAGAACGAGCAUUUGAAAUGGGAGUGGACUUUCGAGAUAAAAAAAGACUGGAAAGAUUAAGUUUCCUCAGGGUAAGCAGUCAGUCAGGGUAUUUUUUAAAUCCUAAGCCUUUUACCCGCCACAAAAACUAUUUUAUAUAAGUAUAACCUUUUUGAAAGAAAUUUACCAAAAAAACCUUUUUGAACUUUUUGCUGAUGUAUUAAAAAUGAGUCAGUAUUUUGCCUUAACUGUAAAUUGUGUUAUGAAUAUAAUCCGGUCUGUCUAUCCAACAAGGUAAUCAAAUAGUCCUUUAUAUUUUUAAGUUUAUUUUUAUUUUAUAUUUAUAAAAAGUUCUGUUUAAUUAUUCAUUAUUUAUUGGAAGUCGUAAGUGGCUAUAGUGCUUAACCUUGUGGCUUUGUAAAUUCCUCAGGUUGUUAAUAAAAUGUAUAGAC
Diabrotica balteata is the source of this 1101-nucleotide messenger RNA. NCBI's taxonomy places the organism in Eukaryota, Metazoa, Arthropoda, Insecta, Coleoptera, Chrysomelidae. The record is from the annotation of a GenBank genome assembly.